AUGGCUAUCCGGAAUGGGGUAGCGCUUGAUAACCGACAUGUCGUACCGUACAACCCGUGGUUUUCACACAAGUACGACUGUCAUAUCAACGUGGAAGUGUGUACGUCCAUCACCGGUGUCAAGUACCUGUACAAAUACGUGUACAAGGGCAACGAUCGAGCUGCUGUAUCUUUCGUAUCGAGAGUGGAUGAAAUCGCCGACUACGUGCGUUGUGAUGAUUUCCGCUUCCGAUUGAAUCCGGAAGAGCAGGACAACCUGCAUCUGCCGUCUGAGUUCCUCAAAUCGCUUAACAGCGGCAUACCAUUGCACCGUUUGCGGCUGAAGCGAUACGCGCCCGUUCUACUGCUGCGCAACCUGAAUACCGACAUGGGGUUGUGCAACGGCACUCGCUUGCAGAUUGUGGAAAUGAAGGCGAAUUACAUUAAUGCCCGCAUACUACGCAUACUUCCCCGAAUCUACUGCGAUAGCAGCGAUAAGGGUCUACCGUCCCAGAUACGACGCAAACAGUUUCCUGUUCAGCCUUGCCUCGCGAUGACGAUCAAUAAAUCGCAAGGGCAAUCGCUGCACCAUUUGGGUCUCUUUCUGCCGAGACAUGUGGUUGCUCACGGUCAGUUGUAUGUGGCGUUAUCGCGCGUUAAGCUACGGGGCCACGAGCGUUGA
This is a messenger RNA of Anopheles marshallii, 660 nucleotides long. Its product is annotated as ATP-dependent DNA helicase PIF1-like. NCBI's taxonomy places the organism in Eukaryota, Metazoa, Arthropoda, Insecta, Diptera, Culicidae. The transcript has 2 exons. Bases 1 to 660 code for a protein of 219 amino acids. The record is from RefSeq and is a predicted model, not a curated record.